GUCACUCAGAGCUGAGGCUAUUUCAGAUGAUGGGCUCCUUUCCAGCCCGGGCCCAGCUGCCACUUGCCCUGAAAUGUUUGGAAGUCCGCUAUCAGAGGGGAACACAGAUCAUGGUUUAUAAUUAACGCAAUUAAAAAUAGCAAUUGAAUAAACCAACUGCAAGAAGGGCAGGGAAGCUGUUGUGUAACCAGCAGCCCAGAAGGAAACGCCAGAAGAAUGUCAUGAUCUAAAACCGUCCCAAGCAGCCGAAGAAGCUGGACCCCCAAAAGUGUCUUUCAGAAUGUCUUGGUAUUCACUAAACGCAGAUGACUUGCGGCGCCCCAGAAUACAAAGAACGUCAAGAUGCUCCUUCAGCAGCCAGCAGAGCUAUCAAACGCCAGAACUGGGAGAGCUGCAGCGCAUGCUAUGGACACCAGUUCCCUGCCGGGGCAAUGUCAAUGAAGUGUGGCCUAACCUUUACAUUGGAGAUUUGUAUAUAGCCCGGGAUAUAGAGCAGCUGCGCCGACUGGGCAUCACGCACAUUGUGAAUGCUGCUGCUGGGAGAUUCCACAUUGAUACGGGAGCCAAAUUCUACCGAGAGCUGGCCGUUGAUUACUAUGGGAUUGAAGCAGAUGACGAUCCAAAGUUUGAUCUCAGCAUUUACUUCUACCCGACUGCUAAAUAUAUCAGGGCAGCACUGAACUCACCCAGAGGGAAAGUAUUAGUUCACUGUGCCAUGGGGAUAAGCCGAUCAGCAACCCUUGUGCUUGCUUUCUUGAUGAUCUAUGAAAGCAAGACCCUUGUGGAGGCCCUAAAGACUGUGCGAGAACACAGAGGAGUCUGUCCAAACACGGGUUUCCUCAGCCAACUUCGGGAGCUUGACAUCCGGUUAAUGAGUGAAAAAGGGAAGGCAACAGGGAUCCCUUGAAACUUUAGACAGAAAAUACUUGUACCGUGACAAGUCUAAGAGGCAGGGCAGGACAAUUAUAUUUCUCAGAAACACCUAAAUUCCAAAUGUGCUAAUAGAUGUUUAUGGGCAAUGAAAUGAAAACCACUUCUCUCAUGUUAGCAUCUCAUUCAAGAUUAAAGGUGUAAACUUGG
Messenger RNA from Python bivittatus (Burmese python), 1080 nucleotides. Its product is annotated as dual specificity protein phosphatase 13B-like. Gene Ontology annotation, cellular component: cytoplasm. Gene Ontology annotation, biological process: protein dephosphorylation; negative regulation of MAPK cascade. Gene Ontology annotation, molecular function: protein tyrosine/serine/threonine phosphatase activity; MAP kinase phosphatase activity. NCBI's taxonomy places the organism in Eukaryota, Metazoa, Chordata, Lepidosauria, Squamata, Pythonidae. The record is from RefSeq and is a predicted model, not a curated record.